Panicum virgatum (switchgrass) is the source of this 2293-nucleotide messenger RNA. Its product is annotated as zinc finger protein STAR3-like. The transcript is spliced from 3 exons. Gene Ontology annotation, biological process: response to aluminum ion; response to acidic pH. The record is from RefSeq and is a predicted model, not a curated record. Bases 435 to 1874 code for a protein of 479 amino acids. NCBI's taxonomy places the organism in Eukaryota, Viridiplantae, Streptophyta, Magnoliopsida, Poales, Poaceae.
UAGUCGCCCAUGGGCUAAACAAAUCGAGGGGGCAGAGGCAGCCACGACCACGAGUCCACGAGGUGACGAGCGGCAACCAGGAGGAUGGAUCAUGGAUGGAUGGGGACUCUCGGGGGGCGCAGCAACCCAUCCAAUAAUCUAUGCGCAAUUAUUUACCCGCUAGUGACUAAACUACUCCAGCAGAGAGUCUCUCGACUCAAUUGGUUCUUGGGCUCCCAUAAGUUUGACCAACUCGCACCCAACCACCUCCCAUGACUUCUUGGUUCCUGGCUCCUUCAUCCUCCUCGUAACUGCCCCCGGUUCUUGGCGACGGAGCGCCGCUGCAUGGUGACGACCUCCGCCGCCGCCGCCGCCCGUUGUUCCUCCGGCUCCUCUUUUGAGUAGAUCAGUCUCCCUUUGAAUUCAAACACGAGCUUUCUGUAAGUUGGUUGACAAUGAAUCGCAGUCAGAACCACAUCCAUGACCAAUCUGCUGCAAACUUCUGCCACCAGUUCGGUUCAGACAAUCCGUUCCUUGGCAUGGGGAUUCAGCAGCCAUUUGCGCCAUUCACCUCGCCAUUUGGUGCUUCCUCAUCCACCAAUAUUCCCCACAUGGAUUGGAACCCAGCUACCAUGCUAGAUAACCUCACCUUCAUUGAGGAGAAGAUACGGCAAGUGAAGGAUGUAAUUCAGACAAUGGUGGACAAUGGCAGCCAAUUACCAUGUUGUCCAGGGGAUCUUGCUCAGCAGCAGCAGGUGGUCAAUGCAGACCUGACAUGCCUCAUCGUUCAGCUCAUCUCUACUGCCGGGAGCCUCCUCCCGUCACUGAAGAACUCGUCUUUUCUGAGCCACCCCCCAGCUGGACAAACAGGCAUCGUUAACCAUGUCGGGUCGAGCUCAAGCUUUAUUCCUAACGUGACAACCAUUUCUGAAGAGAACGAGGAAAUGUGUAGCCCAGAGGACUAUGAAGAACUUUUCAAGGGUUUCACUGAUGGAGCAAUGGAAGGUGACAUUGAAAUUGACAAUGUUCUUGUCGGGGAGCAGGAUGCAAAGGAUGGCGAUGAAGGUGGUGAUGCUGGCAUGGAUGGAGAGAGCUUACCGCCAGGCUCUUAUGAGUUACUGCAGCUGGAGAGGGAUGAGAUAUUGGCCCCACACACGCACUUCUGCUCCAUCUGCGGAAAGGGUUUCAAGAGGGAUGCGAAUCUGCGAAUGCACAUGAGAGGCCACGGUGAUGAGUACAAGAGCCCUGCCGCACUAGCCAAGCCACCUAGAGAUGCAAGUGCAGAACAUGAAGUGGUGAAGAGGUACUCUUGCCCAUUUGUAGGUUGCAAGCGGAACAAGCUGCACAAGAACUUCCAGCCCCUCAAGACGAUCCUGUGCGUAAAGAAUCACUACAAGAGGAACCACUGUGAGAAGAGCUACACCUGCAGCCGGUGCCACACAAAGAAGUUCUCGGUCAUGGCCGACCUCAAGACACACGAGAAGCAUUGCGGCCGCGACAAGUGGCUUUGCUCCUGUGGAACAAGUUUUUCAAGGAAGGACAAGCUUUUCGCACAUGUAGCUCUGUUUCAAGGCCAUACACCAGCAUUGCCAGCAGAGGAGACAAAGACUUUUUCAGACCAGAUCGGUGACUUAGGGAGCCAUCAGGAACCAGCGAAACUCCCAAGCUCCACGGGCAGCAGCUUCAUGUGGGGUACCUCCUCCGGUAGUGACAGUGUGUUGGACAUCAAAGGAUUUGAUGGCUGCAGCGAUGACUUCCUGUCGACAGCAAACUUUGGUUCCUUCAAUUUCAGUUUCGGACUAGCUGAUGGAUUUACAGGAGAGCCUUCUGGCGGUUCGUUCCCGAUGAUGCCUUCUGAGCACUUCCAGAAUGCUCAGAAGAAGGGGAAGAACUAAACAUAGAUAAGUCUUAGGCGGCUUCAGAUGUCUCAUCGCGUUGAUCUUGGGUAGCUUCAGAUGCACCGUCAUCUCUGCACGCUGUUUGCAUCCCUUCCACUGUUGUAUAACAUCACCGUUGCUUCCAUGGCUCUGUUACUCGGCUGGGGAGUUCUUGUUUUCCUAGCCUGUUGUAUCCUAUGCAGUACUCUUAUUAUUCUUAGUCUAUUGAGCUUCCUUCUUACCUCCUAUGUUGCCUCAAUGUGAGUGAGUGAAUGCUUAAUUUCUACCGUUAAUUGUCUGUUUCAGCCUUUUAGGUAGCAAUGACAGUGCCUGUGAUGAGCAUCCCAUUUCAUCAGCUUGUGCAACAUGAACUAACUGGUGAUAUCUCAGAUACUGUGCAUAAAAGUGUGAAGGAUUUUUCUCACUUUUUUUCAGAA